GCCGAUAAGAAAAUAAGGUGCGAAAAAAAUAUCAGUAAAAAAGUUGUAUCCUUAAAAAAAUGAAGCUUUUCUGUUUCUUAAUUUUGUUGAUCGGUGCUGUUGCCGCUUCUCAUACCCAUGGAUUAAUUACAGGCGCAUUGAAAUUCGCUAAAGAUUGUAAUGACAAGUCAAUCACAUUAUGCGUUAAGGAGCGCACCAUUCAAUUAUUCGAGAAAACAAAGGGUGAUUUUGAGCUUAGUGAAGGAAUUAAACUUGUACAAACUGAUGAUGAGCCGCAGUCAGAACAAUGACGAUCAUUGAAUGAUGUUUAAUUAUCAGACGACCUAGGCACUCGUGAGCAAGAAGUUGACUCAUUAUUGGUUGAUCGUGUUUAAUCGGAUCGCACACAAUUUAAUUCAAAGUCUCAAAGGAAUCAAUCAAACACUUUCAACCAACUAUUCCUAGUAUAUUAGUAUUUAAAUAAUUUUAGAAAAUAUGUAAUAUUUUUUUAAAAAACUAGCAAAUAAAGAAAUC
This is a messenger RNA of Chironomus riparius, 513 nucleotides long. NCBI's taxonomy places the organism in Eukaryota, Metazoa, Arthropoda, Insecta, Diptera, Chironomidae. The record is from the annotation of a GenBank genome assembly.